AUGACCAGCGUCUUCCUUGUCUUUCCUUCAUUGCAGGAAAAUGGGCAAAGGAAGUAUGGAGGCCCUCCUCCUGACUGGGAGGGUCCAUCGCCUGAGAGGGGCUGCGAGAUUUUCAUCGGGAAAUUACCACGGGAUCUUUAUGAAGAUGAACUUGUACCGGUUUUGGAAAAGAUUGGAAAAAUAUACGAAUUACGCAUGAUGAUGGACUUUAAUGGCAACAAUAGAGGAUAUGCUUUCGUCCUGUUUACCAAUCGGCAGGAAGCCAGGAAUGCAAUUAAACAACUCAAUAAUUAUGAAAUAAGGAACGGCCGCCUCUUGGGCGUUUGCGCGAGCGUGGACAACUGCCGCCUGUUUGUCGGGGGCAUCCCCAAAACCAAACGGCGGGAUGAAAUCCUGGCUGAAAUGAAGAAGGUGACGGAGGGGGUGAUGGACGUCAUCGUCUACCCCAGCGCAGCGGACAAGGCCAAGAAUAGGGGCUUCGCCUUCGUGGAGUACGACAGUCAUCGAGCCGCGGCGAUGGCCAGGAGAAAAUUACUGCCAGGAAGGAUUCAGUUGUGGGGACAUCCAAUAGCUGUGGAUUGGGCUGAGCCAGAGGUGGAGGUGGAUGAAGAAACAAUGUCAUCAGUCAAAAUUUUAUACGUACGUAAUCUUAUGCUUCCAACCAGCGAAGAAACUAUUGAGACAGAAUUUAAUCGUGUCAAACCAGGCACAGUAGAAAGAGUGAAGAAAAUCCGAGAUUAUGCAUUUGUUCACUUUGUAACUCGAGACGAUGCAGUUAAUGCCAUGAACGUGAUGAAUGGAAAGGUGCUGGACGGUUCCCCGAUCGAGGUGACACUGGCCAAGCCUGUGGACAAGGACAGCUAUGUGCGUUACACCCGGGGAACAGGAGGUCGAGGGGCAAUGCUGCAGGGAGAGUACACCUACGCUUUGGGUCACGUGUACGACCCAGCAGCGGCCUACCUUGGAGCCCCCGUCUUCUACGCACCCCAGGCUUACGCCACCAUCCCCAACCUGCGGUUUGCCAAUAAAGGACAUCUUAGUGGGGGGGGGAUGAUGCGGGCCCCUUCCGUCAGAGAAAUUUACAUGAAUGUACCUGUAGGGGCUGCAGGAAUUAGAGGGCUAGGAGGCCGUGGUUAUUUGGCUUAUACGGGUAUUGGACGUGGUUAUGCAGGUUACCACGUGAAAGUGGACAAGAGACAAGAGGACAAACUUUAUGACCUCUUGCCCGGAAUGGAGCUCACCCCAACCAACCCAGUCACACUAAAAACCCAAGGACUCAAGCACCCGUCUCAGGUCUUGGAAGAUAUUUGUCAAAAAAACAGCUGGGGGCAACCCAUUUACCAGCUCCAUUCUGCAAUUGGACCUGACCAAAGGCAGCUUUUUGUGCACAAGAUCACCAUUCCUGCUCUCGCCAAUCAGUACACAAACAUGCAACCCUUCACACCGCCCAAACUCUGCACGUCCGUGGAAGAAGCCAAAAGCUACGCGGCAGAGCACGUUCUGCAGAUCCUGGGUCUGCAGACAGAGGGCGCCGAGCCGCCAACUCCGGCUUUCACAGGAUACGCUCUGACCAGCACCGCCACUGCGCUGGCCGCCACGCAGCUGAAACAAGCCGUCGCCCUGGGGCAGGACCUUGCCACCUACGCCACCUACGAUGCCUACCCAGCCUUCGCUGUGCCCACCCGCGGCGAUACCUACGGAGCUUUCUGAGACGACGUGGACUCUGAGCAGCAACAUGGCCGACACACGUUAACAGUGCCUGCGCCAACGCCGAUUUUAAACUCGAAACAUAGAAAACAUAGAAACAUGGUGCAGGAGUAGGCCAUUCAGCCCGUCCAGCCAGCACCGCCAUUCAAUAUAAUCAUGGCUAAUCAUCCAGCAUCAGUACCCUGUCCCUGCUUUCUCCCCAUAUCCCUUGCUUCCAUUAGCCCGAAGAGCUAAAUCUAACUCUCUUGAAUGCAUCCAGUGAAUUGGCCUCCACUGCCUUCUGUACCAGAGAAUCCCACAGAUUCACAACUCUCUGGGUGAAAAACCUUUUUUUCUCAUCUCAGUCCUAAAUGGCCUACCCCUUAUUCUUAAACUGUGGCCCCUGGUUCUGGACUCCCCCCCAACAUCGGGAACAAUUUUCCCCGCAUCGAGCCUGUCCAAUCACUUAAGAAUUUUGUAUGUUUCUAUGACGUACCCUCUCAUCCUUCUAACAGCCAAUUGCUUAUAACUUAUAGCCAAACAUAGGAGUAGAUGAACAGUGAUUCUAAUCAUCGAGUGUGGGAGCGUGAUUUCAAUAAUAGCUAGAAUCUAAUUUGAUUGUGUAUGCCUUGCCAGCUAUUAUUAUAUAUGUAUAUACAUAUACAUUAAGGAUGUAUCUUAAGUUAAGAGAACUUUUAAAAUGAAGCAAAAAAAAAAAGCUAUAUAGCCCUUUAAUAUUUUUAUAUUUCUCAGGUAUAAUUUGGCCUUUAUGUUUACAUUGUACUUCAUGCUUAUGCCAUACAGGACACUUGGAUAUUGGAAGAAUAUUUUUUUUUAAGUGUUUUGUGUAAGAUGUGUGCAACUAUUCAGUUAAAAGAAUUAUCCAAUAUUUAGUUUAGUUUAGUCUUCAUCUUAUCGAGCCCACACACAAGAUUAGUUGUUCAGCCAGAGCUCAACACACUUCUCAGCAUCUGCAUACAAUGGUGUCUGUCUUGUCGCUUCUUGUGAGUGGUGGUGGAAAGAUUGGUGGAAACAGGGCCGUGACGUGAACGCUCUUUCCUUGACCCUAGUUUAGUUUAGUUUAAAGAUACAGCACGAAAACAGGCCCUUCGGCCCACAGGAACGAACCCGGGUCUCUGGCGCUGUGAGGCAGCAACUCUACCGCUGCGCCACCAUGCAAAAAAUGUUGGAUCCUGUAUUUACUGAUGGAGUUCAUGUUUACUAAAUUUCAACACAUCUUUUAGGCUGCCUUGUGCCAAGAGGGAACCUCAGCCAAGGUUGAGUCUAACGACAGUGCCAAACAAAAUACUACUGACAUAAGUAGAUAAGUAGAUGCCACGCAAAAUAUUUCUAUGUCCAAGUAUAAAGUGAGUUAUACCUUUCUGGCAUACAUAACAGGGAGAAGUAGUUCUUUAAAAAAAAAAUAGCUUCAACAUACAGCUGCUGUGUAUUAUUAUCUGAAUAAAUUUGAGACUGAAGUUGAGUUUUGUUCAAUAUUGGCCGCCUUAGCGUUUUAAAGAUAGCCAGUCCCUUUCUUUUCUAUGUAGGGUAGAACUGCAGAUGCUGCUUUAAACUGAAGACAGACACAAAAGUCUGGAGUAACUCAACAGUUCAGGCAUCAUCAUUGGAGAAAAGGAAUAGGUGACGUUUCGGGUCGGGACCCUUCCUCGGACUGAGAGUCAGGGGAGAGGGGAACGAACGAGAGAUUAUAGACAGUACUUAGGAGAAAUUAAUGGAAGGCGUAAAAAAAGCAACGAUAAUCUAGGAAAUGUUGCUUUGGUCAUUUUUUUUUUGUUUUCGUUUGGAACAAAACUAUUGUGUUUAGAAGAGCAUUAACAGUGUACCUGAGCUCGAUAAGAUAUUCCACGGAAGGUGUCAAAGCGGAAAAACAGCGGUAACAGUAUUAAAGGCGCCCCUGUGCGCUCAAAAAACUAUUUUUGUAUCAGUUGUCAAAAUAUCAAUGUUUGUACAGAACGUAAUAUUUUCUUUCAGAUAUUGAAAUGGUCAUUAAGAAAAUUUACCGAUCAUUAAAGAGGCUGUUAUCAUUGGAAAAUUGCUUAGUAAUAAAUAUAUACAAAAUCAGCACCACAGAAAUAUUGCUUAGUAAUAAAUAUAUACAAAAUCGGCACCACAGAAUUAUAACAAUGCUACUUUAUGUCAGUUUAAGUUAUAAAAGGAAUAUUGUGAAGCCAUAGAGUGUUUACUUGCAUUUUAAUUCCUCUUUGUCCAGUUCCCAUCAAAGUGAUAUAAAACCUGUGUCUCAAAUGAUACCACAUUUUUGGGGGAUCUAUCAGUGAGUGUGACACAUUUAAUUAAAGAUAUCUUCAUUAUUAA
This is a messenger RNA of Amblyraja radiata (thorny skate), 4020 nucleotides long. RefSeq names its product apobec1 complementation factor (gene a1cf). Lineage: Eukaryota; Metazoa; Chordata; Chondrichthyes; Rajiformes; Rajidae. The coding region runs from base 1 to 1710 and encodes 569 amino acids. The transcript has 10 exons. Gene Ontology annotation, molecular function: RNA binding. The record is from RefSeq and is a predicted model, not a curated record.